GGACGGCAGAAAAUUUCCGUUGCUUGUGCACAGGCGAGAGAGGAGUUGGGAAGAUCACCAAAAGGCCAUUGGCGUACAAGGGGUCCAUUUUUCAUCGGGUUAUACCCCGAUUUAUGGCCCAGGGCGGGGACUUCUCGAACAAGGAUGGAAUCUUUUGUUCAUGGGCGUUCUUGUAUCGUCGAAUUUUGCUGCAGUGUGACGUACUUCAUCAGCUUGCACGCACCACUGACAUGCCGUGAUAUUGUCGGAACUGUCAGGGACGGGAGGAGAGAGCAUCUAUGGCGGCAAGUUUGAAGACGAGAAUUUCAAGCAGCUUCACAGCGGAGCGGGGAUUUUAUCGAUGGCGAACUCUGGUCCCAACACAAACGGUUCGCAAUUUUUCAUCACAUUCAAGGCAACACCGCACCUGGAUGGGAAGCAUGUUGUGUUUGGAAAAGUGUUGGAGGGUAUGGACGUCCUGAAAACGAUCGAGAAGCAAGAUACGGGAUUCAGAGAUAAGCCGUCGACCCCGAUCGUCAUUGCAGAUUGCGGUGAACUGCUUCCCCCUAAAGAGGUCACAAAAGACAAAGACAACGGCGCCGCUAAGGCUGUGAAAGCCUCAGAAUCCGAAGACUCGAGUGACAAUGAAAGGAGGAAGAAGAAAAGGAAGUCGUCGUCGAAGAAGGAUAAAAGGCGGGACAGAAGGAGGAAGAGCAAGGAAAAGACGAAGAAGAAAGAUAAAAAAAGCAGCAAGCGCUCAAAGCGAAGGAAGGCCAAAUGGAGCUCUGAAAGUGAGGACAGCUCCAGUGAGAGUAGUGAGAAAGACUCGGAAUCUAGCAGCUAUGACGACUCGUCAGACGCGAGCAGUGAUGAAGAUUCUCCACCCCCAUCCAGGAAAGUGAGGAGAUCGAAGGGGAAGAAGAAGAGCCCAGACGAGAAAAGGCGAAAGACAAGGAAACCUGCAGAUGAGGAUAUGAUUAUCAGCAGUGUGGAGAAGGAACCAAAGAAAGCAAAAGCAGUUGACGCUGGCGAUGGCCAUCGAGUGAAGGCUCCUCCUCCUAAGGUGAAAAGUCCCUCUCCAUCCAAGAGCCGGAGUGUGAGCCGUAGUCCCAGCCCAAUGGUGAGCAGGAGCCCCAGUCUACCUGCAAGCCAAAGGCCAAGCCCCGUCCGCCGCAGGUCUCCUCUACGUGAACCACCACCAAGUCCUCCAGUUGAAAGAAGUCGGAGCAUCAGUCCAAGCCCAAGCAGGAGCAAGAGCAAGAGCAAGAGCAAGAGCAAGAGCAAAAGCAAGAGCAAGAGCAGGAGUCCAGCAAGAGGGCAGAGCAGGAGCGCUUCACCACAGCGGGUGAGGAAGGGGCGUGGUUUCAGUGAGAGGUAUUCGUAUGUGAGAAGGUAUCGUACCCCGCCGCCUCCGAGGGGAUUCAGGUAUGGGAGCGGAGGGGUUGCGGAACCUGAACCGAGGUAUCGGGACCGAGGAAGAUAUAGUUCAGGCAUGGGUGGAGGUGGCUAUGGGUACGGUGGAUACAACAGGUACCGAGGACGGAGCCCCGUGCGGCAGCGGUACAGGAGCCCUCCCCGAGGCAGGAGUCCCGUCAGGCGGCGGAGCCCGGGCUGGAGAAGCCCGCCAUGGCACAGGAAUAGAAGCCGCAGUCGCAGCCGGAGCAGGACAAGAAGCAGAAGCCCUCGGAGGGGAAGAGGUUAUUACCGCGACCAUAGCAGGAGCCGCAGUGCAAGUCCUGGCCGAGGCAGAAACUGGCGCUCAAGGAGCAGGAGUCCGAGUAAGGAUCAGAUGCGUGGUCGUGGGGGCAGUGGCAGUGGACGUCCAUCUCCCUCAGCACCCACUGCUCGUUCUCUGGCUUCAGAAGGGACUCGAGGUCGACCGAGCUCUCGCGCACGUGAAAGCGAGGUCAAUCCUGACAGGGGUACAAUGCAAGCAAGAGGCAAGGGGGAGAGGAAUGGGCAGUCUGCGGAGGGUGAGGGGGCAAUGGAACGAAAACGAACACGACGUGGUCGAGGGAAAUCGCCGUCGACGUCCAGGAGUCCGUCAAUCUCUCCAGGUAGGUCCCGCUCCGCUUCCCCAUCUGAACUCCCUGCUGGUCGUCAGAGGCUCGUUAACUAUGGGGACGCCAGUCCACGCUCCCCUGAGACUUCAAAGGCUAAGGGACAGCCUCGGCGAGGUAAGAGGUCAGCAUCUACCGAUUCCAAAUCUGAGUCUUCUCCUUCCCAUGCUUCUGACUAGGAGGUACUGUCAGCACUUGGUGUAUGCGUGUAUGGUGCCUGUAUAGAGUGGUCGCUUUUGUGGGACUUGCAGUUGUGGGACCAAUUGAGGAGGGUGCUGGAGGAUCGAGGAAAAAGUAGAGCAUUUUCUUUGAAUUGUCUUUGUGGUAGUGCUUUCCAUUUUGCCUCCAAUCACUUCCUCCUCCUCUCAAUCGAUCCGUGCUCAUGGUACGGGUAACUGUGGACUACACUUGAAUCUUAAGAUGUCAGUCAGUGAAACUUGGUGGCCUGUCAUCUAGCUUCAGCCUCCCUUGGAAGCUUCAUGUUGUUCGGUGCAAGGUCUUUUGUAAUGUGUGUGCCGAACCGAGUUUAUGUCCAUUUGAACCGGAGAGACAGAGGGCCUCUCCUACAUCUGCAGUACUUUUGUGGCACUUUUGUGGCAGGACAGGGGAUGGAUAGGGUUAUCAUGGCAGUGCAUAGGUUUUUUUUUUUUCUUUUUCCUUAGUAUAGGUUUUAUGAGGACAGCAUAUUGGAGUUUUCAUGUGGCAAAGGAAAGGGGUUGGUGGGUGGAAGUGGAAAGAGUCCGAAAGACUUAGGCCAGUGCUCUUGUUGGGGGUAUCCAUAAUGCUGUAAAAUAUUGUGUUUCUUUGGACUCUCUGCUUCGUCAAUCCCCCCCUGUCCUCCGUGUACCCCACAAGCUCGCUUGCACACCGCCAAAUUUCUUUCACCCCGCGCAAGUUUUCUCACUCACGUAGUUCGAGUUCUGUCGCACACCAUCAAAUUUCUUCGAUCUCCCUCAUUCUCCCCUCCUAUAUGGCAAGUUUUCUCGCACGCGCCCAAAAUUUCAUCGACCUCUUGCAUCCGUGUUAGGGUAAAAAUGUGAGCCGAACUAACUACUCUAUGCAGAAAACGUUUCUGCUUGGGUGGCUGCAUGGGGGUGUGAGUGGCUACGCGGAGAUGUAAAUAUGCUGCGACAUUGAUUUUGUCCUUUUGUUCUUGAAUCGGUCUGGCAAUGAAAUGCAGAAAUCAACUGGAAGGGGAUUCUGAAACCUCAGGUAGAAAGGUAAGGUGUCGGGCAAAGAACCACAAGGAGGGAGGAAGUAGUCUGUCGAACUCUGUUCGUCUUGGCUGAUUUCUACCCCGCAAGGUCCUGACAAAAGGUACGGAGAAGCAACCCCUAGAGAAAAUUGAGGGUCAGAGACGAAAUGCUACAGCCUAAUUACUGGACAGUGAGCGAAACUUUUUGUCGAGUUUAGGUUCCGGUCUUAUCGGUCCUAUAUUGUGCAUUAGAACGGCCAUCGCUACAACCUGAUUGAUCUCUGGAAAUAUAAACAAAGCGGUGGUGCUGCCUGCUACUUAUCAUCGGUUUGAUUGGUCUCUGGAAAUAUAAACAAAGCGGUGGUGCUGGC
Molecule: messenger RNA, 3605 nt
Organism: Chara braunii
Lineage: Eukaryota; Viridiplantae; Streptophyta; Charophyceae; Charales; Characeae
Source: the annotation of a GenBank genome assembly